Messenger RNA from Oncorhynchus keta (chum salmon), 1152 nucleotides. RefSeq lists its product as uncharacterized. The record is from RefSeq and is a predicted model, not a curated record. The transcript has 2 exons. Lineage: Eukaryota; Metazoa; Chordata; Actinopteri; Salmoniformes; Salmonidae. The coding region runs from base 1 to 1152 and encodes 383 amino acids.
AUGAUGGUGAUUAAGUACAGAAUUACAAAGAGGGCCAAAGCAAGUGCAGGAUGCCAACCCCACAUAGCUCCCCACGCCCAGCCCUAUGCCCAGCCCCACGCCCAGCCCCAUGCCCAGCCCCACAUCCAGCCCUAUGCCCAGCCCUAUUCCCAGCCCCACGCCCAGCCCCACGCCCAGCCCCACGCCCAGCCCUAUGCCCAGCCCUAUGCCCAGCCCCACGCCCAGCCCCACGCCCAGCCCCACGCCCAGCCCCACGCCCAGCCCCACGCCCAGCCCCACAGCCCCACGCCCAGCCCCACGCCCAGCCCCACGACCAGCCCCACGCCCAGCCCCACGCCCAGCCCACGCCCAGCCCUACGCCCAGCCCCACGCCCAGCCCCCCACGCCCAGCCCCACGCCCAGCCCCACAUCCAGCCCCACGCCCAGCCCUACGCCCAGCCCCACGCCCAGCCCCACGCCCAGCCCCACGCCCAGCCCCACGCCCAGCCCCACGCCCAGCCCUAUGCCCAGCCCCACGCCCAGCCCCACGCCCAGCCGCCCAGCCCUAUGCCCAGCCCUAUGCCCAGCCCCACGCCCAGCCCCACGCCCAGCCCCACGCCCAGCCCCACGCCCAGCCCCACGCCCAGCCCCACGCCCAGCCCCACGCCCAGCCCCACGCCCAGCCCCACGCCCAGCCCUACGCCCAGCCCCACGCCCAGCCCCACGCCCAGCCCCCCCAGCCCUGCCCAGCCCCACGCCCAGCCCCACGCCCAGCCCUAUGCCCAGCCCCACGCCCAGCCCCACGCCCAGCCCCACGCCCAGCCCUAUGCCCAGCCCCACGCCCAGCCCCACGCCCAGCCCUACGCCCAGCCCCACGCCCAGCCCCCCAGCCCCACGCCCAGCCCUAUGCCCAGCCCACGCCCACCCAGCCCCCCUAUGCCCAGCCCAGCCCCAGCCCCAUGCCCAGCCCUAUGCCCAGCUCCACACCCAGCCCCUGCCCAGCCCCACGCCCAGCCCUAUGCCCAGCUCCACACCCAGCUCCACACCCAGCCCCAUACCCAGGCCCAUGCCCAGCCCCACACCCAGCCCUAUGUCCAGCCCCAUGCCCAGCCCCACACCCAGCCACACACCCAACACCAGGUCUCAGCUGAACAAGCUAAAGCUGCUCCAUGA